Zingiber officinale is the source of this 1272-nucleotide messenger RNA. Its product is annotated as GEM-like protein 1. Bases 128 to 1006 code for a protein of 292 amino acids. The transcript has 4 exons. The record is from RefSeq and is a predicted model, not a curated record. NCBI's taxonomy places the organism in Eukaryota, Viridiplantae, Streptophyta, Magnoliopsida, Zingiberales, Zingiberaceae.
UGCGGUAACGUGAACUCAGUCCCGGUGACGACUCAGGACACGAAUCGGGUCUCGGAGGUUGGAAGACCUCCGCCGCAAGGAAGGGAGCGAACUGCCGAAGCCCAAGCUACAUCGCCGCUCCAUCGACAUGGAUUCGACCGUCGCACACGCCGCCAAGCCCGUGUCUGACGGAUCUCAUGCUCCGGAAGCUGCCUCGCACGCGAAUCUCCAGUCCGAGGACGACGCUUCGCCGCCUCCGCCGCCACAGGCGGCUCUUCUGAAUUCCGAAGACCUUCGUACUCUGCAGCAGCCCAAUCCUGAUUCUUAUCCUACUGAUCUACCAAAGGAGGCGCUGCAUGCCCCCGCCUCCGCUGAAGUAGCACCGCCGGAGUCGAACCCUUACAUCGCUCGCUCCCCCGCCGCUAACUCUUCCUCGUCGAAAAGUACCGCGGAGACUGUGAAGACCGUGCUUAAGAGAUGGGGGAAAAAACUUGGGGAGUCGGCGAGGAAAGCUGAGGACUUGUCUAAAAAUACAUGGCAGCAUCUGAACACAGGACCAAGUUUUGUUGAAGCUACCAUGGGAAGAAUUGCUCAAGGAACCAAAGUGAUUGCAGAAGGUGGCUACGAUAAGAUAUUUCGACAAACUUUUGAUACCCUUCCUGAAGAACAGCUAAAAAAAUCCUAUGCCUGUUAUUUAUCAACAUCUGCUGGUCCUGUCAUGGGAGUUCUAUACCUCUCUACUGCAAAACUUGCAUUUUGUAGUGACAAUCCUCUUUCCUAUAAGGUUGAAGACAAAACUGAAUGGAGUUAUUAUAAGGUUGCUAUUCCUCUACAUCAGCUCAAAUCUGCUAAUUCAUCAACAAGCAAAAAGAAACCUGCAGAAAAGUAUAUCCAGGUUGUGUCGGUCGAUAACCAUGAAUUUUGGUUCAUGGGGUUUAUGCACUACGAUAGUGCCGCAAAGAGUUUACAGGAUGCUUUGCAUGAUGCACAGAACACAGAACCAGUAACAACGGCAUCAACUGUAUAAGUUCAUUCAAGAAUCUAGAAACCGGAUUGCUCGACGUCCCCAAGGACACCAAAUAAUUGCCGUCGGUGCAUCUACCUUUGAUCUGGAACAUGUGCUCAUCCUGUAUCUCAGCGUUCUUUCAAGGCAACUACUUAAUCACUUAGUUACUUUUGAUUCUCCUUCAGGUUUUUGUCUUAUUUCCUGUGCAAGGUUCUAUAAUUUUCACAUGGCUUGUGUUAGACCUGAAUGUUCAUAUCAUAUAUUGCUUUGACCAAUGAUUUUGUCGA